This is a messenger RNA of Vespa velutina, 6702 nucleotides long. It is a transcript of the gene Evi5, whose product is annotated as ecotropic viral integration site 5 ortholog. The transcript is spliced from 12 exons. Bases 710 to 3562 code for a protein of 950 amino acids. The record is from RefSeq and is a predicted model, not a curated record. NCBI's taxonomy places the organism in Eukaryota, Metazoa, Arthropoda, Insecta, Hymenoptera, Vespidae.
GUAACGGUAUUCGAAAGAACGUAGGAAGUGGGACGUCUACAUUUGCUUUCGCAUUUACAAUCCUCGCAAUAAGAAAAUUCCCUUAUAGAAAGAUGGUGGCGAUAGAAGCGUUCAUUCGUUGGUAACAUUGUGCGCGUGGACAAAUCCAUCGUGAUGACAGUUUCGAGCGGUGACAGUUGCGUACAUGUUUGUCAGGUUGCGAGAAGCGUUCCUUCCUAUUCCGUUAGUUAGUAAGAGCCACUUUCAUCGUUUCGGCCAACGCUCCGUUGUUUAAUAAGUUAUCUACGGAAUACGAAUCGUGCCGGAGGACAUUCGUUAAUUAUCAUUAAAUUCAACGAUAAAAAUCAAAUGAAAGUAUCGGACGAUAAAAGACUGAUCGAAAAGAAUGAUGAGAUCGUUAUCAACAUUAUAAAAGCGUGCGAUCGACAUUAUGAAAACAUUUCGAAACUGAUAGAAAAAUAGACAGUAGAAGACAGCGAGUAAAUUCCUUUGCUGUAAACACCUGUUCAGCUUUUUCCAAACAUAUGAAUUAAAACUCGUGGAUCAACGAUCGAUCGAUCGUGAGAAAUAUCAAGACUCCAUUUUGGAACUGGACUUUUUAAAUUUCAUAAGAAGAAGUUGACUAAUGACAAAACAAUGAACGUCUUAAAUUAAAGAAUAUAAUUGAAGAAUAUAAAAAUUAACAAAGUUUUCUAUCAAUAUUUCAAAGAUGAAUGCGUUUGUUGGAAUGUGCGUUGCUAACGAGUGGAAUCGUCAAGGCACCGUUUUACGAUGCCAGGAAAAGCCGAGAAUGAACGUAAAGAUAAGCAAAACGAAGAAUGGAAUGGACUCGUUACCACCACCACAUAAGAUCUUUAUGGUCCUACGUGGUAUCCUGACACCUGCGACUGCUCGACUUAUUCGGAAUAAAUUAUCCAAAAGGACUCGAGAAGGUAAUAACAACAACGGUACUCCAGUAGGACAAUUAGGGUCGACGCGUCAUGGACCUCAGCUGAUGAGCCUGCUUCGUUUAUGCACCACUGUGCACCACCACCACCACCACCACCACCAACAACAACAACAACAACAACAACAACAGUCUUCCCAGUGCGGUAUUUUGCAUUCCGACAAAAUAUUUCCGAACCCGUCGUCGGAACUUUAUCAGGAGGAGAGGAUAAAUUCGUCUCAGGAAAUUCCUAUUGACGAGCUGGCUCUACUAGCUAAGCUGGAGGAAGCCAAUAGGCUCAUCGAGUCGGAUGCAAAGUCGCUUAACUCUCUUCAGAGUAAUCAUAGUAGGAAAGGUUCGGACACAUCGCAGGUGUCCGUGGCGUCGGGGGGUAGCGGAGGUAACGGAGAUGCCGCACCCCGACGCCACACGACUGCCGAUGGUGAAGAGAACACCUGGAGUUUGUGGGGUCACAUAGUUUCCGAUUGGGAUUAUCAUUGGAAGAAGAGAAAAGAUUUUGUCAAAGAAUUAGUCCGACAGGGUAUACCCCAUCACUUCAGGGGUAUCGUCUGGCAAUUGUUGAGCGGCGCACACGAUUCUCCUGUAAAAAAACAGUUCGCAGAAUAUAUCAAAGCAACGUCAGCCUGCGAGAGGAUUAUCAGGAGAGAUAUAGCGAGAACAUAUCCUGAACAUGACUUUUUUAAGGAAAAAGAUGGUCUUGGUCAGGAGAGUUUGUUUAAUGUUAUGAAAGCGUAUAGUCUUCAUGAUCGCGAAGUGGGCUACUGCCAAGGUUCGGGAUUCAUUGUAGGAUUGCUUCUUAUGCAGCAAAUGCCAGAGGAAGAAGCUUUUGCAGUAUUAGUAGCGCUUAUGCAAGAGUAUCGUUUGCGAGAUAUGUUUAAGCCGAGUAUGGCAGAAUUAGGGGUGUGCAUGUAUCAAUUAGAACAUUUAGUCGCCGAUACGCAUCCCGAACUACACGCUCAUUUCACGGCUCAAGGUUUUCAUACUUCGAUGUACGCCUCCUCUUGGUUUCUCACGCUGUUCACCACGGCACUGGGACUACCCCUCGCCUGUCGUAUCUUUGAUGUAUUCCUAUCCGAAGGAAUGGAGAUAAUCUUCAAAGUUGCGCUGGCUAUGUUGCAUUUAGGAAAGGAGGAUUUACUAAGUUUGGAUAUGGAGGGCAUGUUGAAGUUUUUCCAGAAACAAUUACCGAGCAAAGCUGAGAAAGAUCCGGACGUACUUAUGAAUCUGGCAUACAGCAUGAAAAUAAAUCCAAAGAGGAUGAAGAAGCUGGAGAAGGAUUAUACCGUACUCAAGAUGAAGGAGCAAGAAGAGAUGGUAGAAUUACGGAGACUCAGGGCGGAAAAUAGAUUACUCAGGCAAAGAACUGAACUUUUAGAGGCCGAAUCUGCUGAGCUCGCCGACAGAUUAGUGAGAGGUCAAGUUUCUCGUGCGGAAGAAGAGGAAACUGCGUUUGUAGUGCAAAGGGAAUUGGCUGCCCUUCGACACACGCAUCUUGAGACCAGUCAUCAGCUCGAACAAGCCCACGAUGAACUCAGAUCGUUGUCUCUUCUUUUAGAGGAAAACGUGAACUCGCGACAAUCGUCGCUCGACGAGAUCCUGUUGAAGCAGGAAGCUUUAUCGCAAAAGGAGGAACUGAUACAGUGCCUACAAGAGGAAUUGGUUAGGGUCAGACUAAGCGAGGCUGAAAAUGGAGUAACGAUCAGGGAACUUAGGGCCAGAAUACAGGAAUUGGAACAAGACAAAAAGACUUUACGCGAAUCAACACCUGAUAAUUCUGUUGCUCAUCUGCAGGAAGAACUGAUCGCUGUUAAACUCAGAGAGGCAGAAGCGAAUCUCUCUUUGAAGGAUCUCCGACAAAGGGUUAUAGAAUUGAGUGCUGCGUGGCAAAGGCAUCUACAGGAGCAUAGAUCUGCUCAAUCCGCUCCAGCAGCGGAUUCAACACCGAAAAAGUUACUUUUUUGGGAAAAUAGAGGUCACGAAGUACAAAAGUACGAGGAAGAUCUGAUGACCACCAGAAUUCGAGAGAUGGAAGCUCUUACUGAGGUCAAAGAACUUAGGCUUAAGGUCAUGGAACUCGAAACUCAAGUACAGGUCGCUACAAAUCAAUUGCGUAGGCAAGAUGAAAAUGGGAAAGUACUUAAGGAAGAAUUGGAGAAUGCACGUGCUGCGGAAAAAGUUCUCGCUGCCAAGUUGCGAGAUGAACAGCGUAAGUACGCCGAUUUGGAAUCGAAAAUAAAAGAUGAGACAAUGAUGGCUAGGAUACGUGAUGCUGAACAUGCUCAACAAGUUGCCGAGCUUACGCAGAAAAUUUCUUUGCUCGAAUUAAAGAACGAAGAAAUGCACGCGGAAGGUGAGCUAAGAAAUAAUUUAGAUGACAGUGAGAGAGUAAGAGAACUCCAAGAUAAAGUUGCGGAACUAAAAGCAGAGGUCAUGAGGUUAGAAAGUUGGAAACAACGUUGGACCGGCCAUGGUGAUCAUCAACCCGUUCGAAGUUUUAGCAUCGACACUGAGAGUGAGUUAGACGAGCGGGAUCUGAGGAUUUGUUUACCAGAUCAUAUCAACACGACCACUCCAAACUCACCCGAGAUCCGAUUUCAGCAGGAUAAAACAAUAUAACAAGAAGAAGAAGAGGAGGAGGAGGAAGAGGGGAGAAAAGCGAACGGCAAAUCGAUCUUAAUUGAAAAAUCUUCGAUAUUUUAUAAUAUGAUGACAUGUAUAAGAUUGAAUAAAAUGUAUUGCGUAUUUACAAUGAACUGUCUCGAUAUCGAUCCGCGACAGUACGUACAUAUGUAUGUAUGUAUGUACAAACUGACUGUGAUGUGAAAGACUGAUGUGUUUCUUUUUUUUUUUUUUUGUCUUUUCUUCAAUUUUUCUGAAUUUUUUCACGAUCGAGAGGAAGGAGGAAAAGGACCAAGAAGAAAAUUUUAUGAUCGUGAGGAACCGAAAAGGAACGACGAAUAGUACGAGUAUCUAUGUAUAUAUGUAUGUAUGUAUGUAUGUAUGUAUAUAUAUAUGUAUAUAUAUACAAUAUAAAUGGUGUGAUGUCUUUACCUAUCUAUAAAGGAUUAUCCUUUGACCAUUUCCAUACUUUUGGAGAUCUUUCUCUCUUUCUCUCUCUCUCUCUCUCUCUCUCUCUCUCUAUAUAUAUAUAUAUAUAUAUCUUUUUUUUUCUUCUCUUUCUCUCGAGUAUAUCUGCACAUAUAACCGAGGAAAGUAUCCUUGUUCGAUCGUGAGGAAGCCCCGGAACACACCCUAUCUUUUCUAUAUAGUACGAGAAUUAAAGUACAAAAGAGUUUCAACCUCGCUCACGAAUCCGUUCUCAUGAUUCGCGAAAAUCGAACGAUGCUUCUUUUUUCUUCUCAUCGUAUAAAAUAAUCAGUGGUACGACGGGAAUCAUUCUCAAUGUAUUUUUUUUCAUAAUAUAUCACUUGGGUACUUUUAAACAUGUUUAUAUACAGAUACAUAUCUUGAAUAUUGAGAAAUGUUUCACGAUAUUUCGAAACCAAGAACCAAAGAAUUUAUUUUCGAUAAUAGAAGGAAUGAGAAAGAUAGAUUAAUAUAGUUUUUUCUUUUUCUCUCUUUCUCUCUUUAUCUCUAUCUAUCUAUCUCUACUAUUUUCCUCGAGGGAAUUCUUUUGGUCUGUCAGUCAAUUAAAAGCAACGUAGACAAAUAGCGUGCUGCUUCAUGCGAUUACAAUUAUCUCAAAGACAGAAGAGAGAGAGAGAAAAAAAUAAAGGGAAAGAGAGCGAGAGAGAUAGAGAGAGAGAGAGAAAGAGAGAGAGAGAGAGAGAGAGAGAGAAAGAAACACAGAAAGAGAAAGAGGGGCAGCUAUCUUAAUCAUAAAACGUUCAAAGUAACCGCCGAGAGAGAUACAAAGUAGAGGGAAGGAGAAGAAUAAAAAAAGAUGAGAAAUAAGAAUGACAUGCGUGACUUGUGAUCCUUCGUUUUUUCUGGUAAACAAUAAAGAUAUCCAUCCAGUUCGUUGGUUCGUUCGUUAGUUUGUUCCUCUGGUAUGUCAAAAAUCAUUGAAACUUUUUGACGAUUGGACGAGAUUAAAGAAUGAGAAGCGUAUUUUUCAUUCUGAUGUAAUUCGAUUCAGUGCUUUUGGAUCAUAUAUAUUAAAUUACAUUGCCAGCUAACGUUUUACGAAUGUUUCUUACUAUUCCAGUAGGGUUGAAAAGUCAUAUGCGUGUACAUGUAUCACCACCCCUAUCUUAUACUGGCGAAUAUGUACAUGGAACAAAUACGAAUGUACAUAAAUACAUACGUGUGGCAUAUGUAUGUAUCUACAUAAUAAGCGUUUCUAAAUCUGUUCGUUGGAAAUUCAUUAAGCCGGACCCUUCUUUACCCUUAGCAAAACGCGGAGCAACGUAAGCUAACAGCCCCUUUCAAACGAAUUCGAUUUGAUGUCCAGCAUGGCCAAUGUCGAGGGCGUGUGCUAAGCGACGAAAAGAUUCUUUUUAAUACUACCAAACAAUCUUACUAAUCUCUUUCCUUUCAAUAUCGAUGAUAACGAGAUUGGUAAGAAGGUUGGAAAAGUCGAUGCCUUGUCUCCGAGGGAUGUGUGAGGAUACAUGUCUUCCAUACCGGCAGAGGGAAUUUUUAAGGAGCAAGAGAAAGCGAGAGAGAGAGAGAGAAUGAAAAGAGAGAAUCUAGCUAAAGCAUCAUAGAAUCCAGCUCGCAAGUACUUCCUCAAAUACAGGGCGAAGCAUAGAACAAGAGAGAGAGAAAGAAGUCUAUGGUCUGGGCACGUAGAGAGGUGGAAAAAAGUAAUCCGUGAAAAGGGUGUUCUUUGGUAUAGCUCUCUCAUUUCUCUCUCUUUCUCUCUCUCUCUCUCUUCUCGGUUGCGCGCGACGUUGCCGGGUCCUUGGUCGCGCACAGCGAUGGUGGCGACGUUGCCGAAGGGCGUAGGGCGUCAGCGUUCUCUGAAAGUGAAUGAGAGAGAAAGAGAGAAAUAGAGAUAGGGAUAGAGAUAGAUAGAUAGAUAGAUGAAGAGUAAGAAAGAAAUAAAGAGUAUAGAGUAGCCAGAGCAAGAAGAGGGGCAGGAGGAGGAGGAAGGCGAGCCAGGGGUGGCGGAGCAAUUAAAUAUGGCGUCUACGGCGGCGGGGUGUGGCGCUCGCGCAUGCGCCGAACGCUCGCGUAGGCCUUGCGCAGGAGCGAGAAGGACGAAAGGAGUGUACGAGAGAGAAAGAGAAAGCGCUGAUCGAGUGUAUGUACGGGAUGGAGAAGGGGGUCGGUAGGGUGGGAAAGAGAGAGGGAGCGAGGGGAGCGUCGCCGAGUGGAAUGACGGGGCUCUCUCCGGCGUAGACACACCGGGGGGGUAUCGAGAGGAGAAGGAGCCGGCCGGCAAGGCAGAGAGAGAGACGACGUGCAUCGAGGAGUACCCGGCGUUACGUUCGUGCGGUGCGUGCUGUCGUCGAGACUAGUCGUCGGUGGUUGCUGCUACGAUCUGAGAGUGUUCCGAUCGCUCUUCGUGCGUAUACUUCGCUUCUUUUUUACAAACGCAUAGAUACGCAUAUAUUAUAAGACGAAACAUACUUGAUAUAUAGACAUAUCGGUCGUGAGAAAAAGAAAGAAAGAAAGAUAGAGCUAGAGAUAGAGAUAAAGAUAGAGGAGAGAAGACACGCAUAUCAGAGAAGAGAAAAAGACUUUCGCGUACGAAGGGCAAUUGUCGAUUGAGAGUAAAGGAGAAUCAGUUUCGAAAUGACGAUGGCUACCGAAACGGAGAAUAACGGGCCCGAAAGUAAGGAGAUAAA